AUGAAAAUCACUCUAGGAGAUGGCAGUUCCAACACCAUUCAACACACGUACAUGACAGAAUGUUCCAUAGACGACAAAUGGUUAAAAACAGAAUUGCAUUUUCUUCCAAAACAACCAUCAGAAGCGAUCAUAGGAACUCAAGAAAUAAUGAAAUGGGGACUGGAUUUAACCAGCAUUCUAAAUAAGUGCAAGACAGUAGAAGAACCGGCAUCCUUACCUGACCGCCUCACCGAUCAAAUACCAACCGCUUCUAACAUCGAAGAAAUUCCGACCUUUGCUCCAGAAUACCCAGAAAUUUCUUCGAUAGACAUUAAUUUAUCGCUAAGCCAAACCGAAAAACAAGAACUCCAAAACCUGUUACGAGUAGAACUUGAGAAGUUUAAGCAAAUCAAAGGAGUUACGCCACUUAUCAAACACAAAAUUAAACUAAAACACAAUACACCGGUUAAACAAAGACCUCAAACCCGCCUAUGUCAAUCCAUCCUUACCAUAAAAACCACAUUCCUUACCGUCUCAGCUAUCACAAUACCUUAG
Psylliodes chrysocephalus is the source of this 534-nucleotide messenger RNA. NCBI's taxonomy places the organism in Eukaryota, Metazoa, Arthropoda, Insecta, Coleoptera, Chrysomelidae. The record is from the annotation of a GenBank genome assembly.